This is a messenger RNA of Hemicordylus capensis (graceful crag lizard), 3285 nucleotides long. Its product is annotated as histone H1-like. Gene Ontology annotation, molecular function: DNA binding; structural constituent of chromatin. NCBI's taxonomy places the organism in Eukaryota, Metazoa, Chordata, Lepidosauria, Squamata, Cordylidae. The transcript has a single exon. The record is from RefSeq and is a predicted model, not a curated record. The coding region runs from base 51 to 677 and encodes 208 amino acids. Gene Ontology annotation, cellular component: nucleosome. Gene Ontology annotation, biological process: nucleosome assembly.
AAUGCGAAGAGGCGUCCCGCUGCAAGAAAGUUCUCAGCCCACUAGCCAGGAUGACUGAGGAGGCUCCCGCCGCCCCUGCCGCCGCUGCUCCGGCGGCCAAGGCGCCCGCCAAGAAAGCCAAAAAGGCAGCCACCAAGCCUCGCAAGCCCUCUGGCCCCAGCGUGACGGAGCUGCUGCUCAAGGCGGUGUCUGCCUCUAAGGAGCGCAACGGGAUGUCCCUGGCCGCUCUCAAGAAGGUGCUGGCGGCGGGUGGGUACGACGUGGAGAAGAACAACAGCCGCAUCAAGUUGGGCUUGAAGGGCCUCGUGAGCAAAGGCACCUUGGUGCAAACCAAAGGCACGGGCGCCUCGGGCUCCUUCAAGCUCAACAAGAAGCAGGCGGCGGAGGGCAAAGAAAAAGCGGCCAAGAAGAAGCCAGCGCCCAAAAGCAAGAAGCCCGCCAGCGCCCCCAAGAAGCCCAGGAAGGCUCCCGUGGCUAAGAAGACCCCCAAAAAGGCUGCCAAGAAGCCCGCUGCCUCCGCGGCCAAGAAAGCAGCCAAGAGUCCGGCCAAAGCCAAGGCUGCCAAAGCCAAGAAGGCCACCAAGAGCCCGGCCAAAGCCAAAGUGGUCAAGCCCAAGGCGAAAGCCAAGCCCAAGACCGCCAAACCCAAGAAGGCGGCCAAGCCCAAGAAGAAGUGAAGAUCUUGGGACAAUUUCUCAGCCAACCCCCAAAGGCUCUUUUAAGAGCCACCUCCAGAUUCACAGAAAGAGCUGAGUCCUGGGAAAGUUUGGUGCGCUUUUUCUCUUUCACGUAUCAGUCCAUGUCCUUCUGGUGCUGGAAACCUAAUUAUGCGUGGAGGUCUGCGUGGCUGGUCUGCGCAAAAACUGAAAUAUCAACAUUGCUAGAAUUGUAGGUAAUGAUGGUUUAUUAGUGGGGGGAAAUUCCUAAUGAGGGCCAACUAAACUAUCACAAAGCAGCAGGCUUUCGUUUGCUACAGAACUCUUCAGAAGCUGAAUAGGUAACGGUUGCAUCACACCUGCACUCCCAUCUUAAGAUGGCUACAAACUACAGACCUUGGGUUUUUUCCAUCACACCUUUGUCCACUGCCUACUUUACUUAGUACAAGGGAAAGGAACUGGAGAUCAGUGUUAAAGUUAGCAGAAAUGCAUCCAUCUAAGAUGCUUUUUUGCCCUGUAGUCUUUUUUUGGGGGGGGGAGGGGUAAAUGGAGUCUCUCAAAGGAAUGAAAAGAGGAAGCUUUAAAAAAAAUCUAGAUUAAACCUGGAUUGAACAAUAAGACUAUUUAGAAACUAGGUCUCUGGAACAGCCUAUGGUUAAUUUGUCUGCAGAACUGGCAAAAUUUCUUGGCCUUCUUUUAACAACCAGCAACUGUGUCUCCUUUAAGUAUCAUUUCAGUAUCAGUGUUGAUCGGUGGGGUAGAGGUCACCUAUACUCAGAGAUGAAUAGAAUAACACCCUGGUAUAUUGCAUUACCUCCUCUUCAUAAUUGCAUUGCUUUAAUAAUAUAGAAAACAACUGUUGUGGGUGGUGGGCGGUUUUGCUUUCCUUUGUUUUUUCCUGUGGGAAGGCCUUGUGGUGACGUCAUGGAUACCUGUUGGACACUGACUUUGACCUGCUUCUUGUUGAUGUGAGAAAAGAAGACUAAUAAAGAUUCCCUAUCCUGCCUGCCCUCCUCAUUCUGAGCCUCCACUUAUAUGGAAUGGCUGCUUGCCUUCUUUUGCUUUAUUUUCCUUUGCUCAGUUCUGUUUAGUUCAGUUCCUGAUCAUGUCUGCCAGGGAAAACCAUCAGCAAUAGGUUUGGAAAUGAAGUAGCUGUUAUAGCUGUUUUGCAUGGUGAAGGUGCUGAGUUCAAUUCUCAGUAGAACUGUGAUUUCUUCCUUUUGUUUAAAUAUAUGUUCCUUUGUGACAAAGUUCAUGGUUAAUGCCACACUGCAAAUAGUUUUUCAAUUCCUCUAUGACCAUUAUCAAUACUAAAAGAAGUAUCAAAUAGCACAGCAUGUGUUGGGAUGAUACUAUACAAACAAAAAUUAGGUCACAGAGAAAGAAAGAUAAUUGCAAUCACUGACUGAGAGUAAUUGUUGUUCUUUCCUUAGAAUAGCACAAACAUAAAAUAGUACAAACCCCUGUGCUAACUUGUCAAAGAGACACCUUUCAACAUGGUGAUUCUCUUUAUUUAGCAGGGGGAGAGUAACUGGCCCUCUCCACCCCCAGCACAGGACCUCCAGUGACUGUUGCUGGUAUCUAUCUUAUGUUUCUUUCUAGACUGUGAGCCCUUCAAGGGAGCCAUCUUAUUUGUUUGUUAUUCCUCUGUGUAAACCACCCUGAGCCAUUUUUGGAAAGGUGGUAUAGAAAUCGAAUUAUUAUUAUUUAUUAAUUAAUUAACAUAAAAACAAGAUCCAAUGAAGACAGGACUGAGGAAAAAGAUGGUCUUGUGCUAACUCUAAAGAUUGUGCUAACUCUUCUUUGAGUGAUACAAAUAUUUAGAUAAUCCAUUUAAGAAAUCAUACCCUUGUACAUUCUGGUUGGGCAUUUAAAAGCUAUUGGGCCAAAUCAGUGGGAUUCCAUCCUCUCCUUGUACAGUCAGAAACCCCUCCAUGCUCUAUCAAAGUUUUCUGGUUUAACCGUUUUAAUGCUAUUUUCUAUUUUCUGGCUUACUAUGUAACUGAUAGUGAGGUCCUUGAAAUCCUCACUUGGGACUUUGAGUCCACUGCAUGCUAUUUUGAAUCCUGGCCUAUGCAAACAUGGAUUAGAAAUUAGAAUCUGAAUUCUGUUCCUCUGUGGCUGCUCCGAAGAUGUUUCAGCUCGGUACCAGGAGAGCUGGAGAAGUGCCUUUUCACAUCUGAACCUGCCCCAAACGUGAAGAUCUGCUACAGGGAACAAUGUUCUCUGCAUCCCACCAGGAUCUAAGGCUCAUCUUUUUGGAAUGCAGGAGAGAGGGCCUGCUUGCUCCGUGACUGCAUGUGUGUCCAGACUCUACUACUUUCUCCCCAGGGAGAGUCAACUUGCUCCUUCUCUAUAAAUGUUUUUGCCACCCUGUAAGGACAUUCUUAUCCCAGCAGGCUUUUUUUUAAUGUGCCUGAUGGCUGAUGUUUUAUAUAUGCUGAUUUAAGUGACAAUGUACAGUGUACCUUCCUUGUUGUUAAACUGCCUUUUGGAUUGAUUUGUUGGCUUUUUUGAAAUGAUUGUGACAAUGUUUUAAUUUUUGCAAGCCAGAUUGAACAUUAUUUUUUAAUAACAUAAAGGCAAGGUGUAAUAGUUUAUAAUAAACCCGCAAAUAAAUUCUCCUGUG